AACAAUAAGAAUAAAGCGCGUGUGAACUAGAAGAAGAAGAAGAAGAAGAAGCAGCAGCAGCUGCUGCAUUUCAAUUUUGCCAAUUGCAAACGAUUCAAUUCUACAAAUUGUUGUUACUCAUUUUUUUUUUACUGAUCUUUCGUUUCGGUUUUGUUUAAUUUUUUGUGCCGUCGGCAAACAACCAGCAAAAAAAACAAAAACAGUGCAGUGAGUGUGUGUGAGUGAAAAGAGAGACAGAGAGAGAGGGAGAGAUCUUCAAAGCAUUUGGGCAACCACAUGACCACAAUGCCACCGGAAAUGUCCACAACUACGGCCGCCGUUGGGGACACUCCGGGCAGCUUGACGCCAUCGCCAACGGCGACGCAGGCGCCGCGCUCCCGCUUCAUGAUCACCGACAUUUUGGCCGGCAGCGCUGCCGCCGCCGCCGCUGCUGCUGCCGCUGCCGCUGCGAUGGCCGCUGCUGCUUCGGCGGGACGACAAUCCGCCAGUCCGCCCGAGGAUUGUUAUGCGCCCUCGCCCACGUCUCGUGAUCCCACACAGCAUCCACAACAACAACAACAGCAGCAGCAGCAGCAGCAACAACAACAGGCACAACAACAACAAGCGGCACUUCAACAUUAUUUGGCACAGCAACAACAACUGCUUCGCUUUGAGCGUGAGCGAGAAAGAGAACGCGAGCGAGAGCGAGAGCGUGAAUAUCAUCAUGUGGCACCGUUGUUGGCGCACUUUCCGCCCGCCAGCCAUUACGCCGUGUUGCAGCAGCAACAGCAGCAACAACAACAACAACAACAUCCACAUCAUCUGCAACGCUUUGGGCGUCAGGCGUCGAGUCGCGACGCUUCGCCGCCGCCGCCAACGUCGCUGGGGAAGGAGUUGCACGGCGCCACAGCUGCCGCUGCGUGGAGCACACAACAACAACAACAACAGCAGCAGCAGGCAGCUUUGAAUCCGCACACGCAUCCGUCGCAUCCGCAGCUUGGGCAUCACUCGCAGCAUCCGCAUUCGCAUCCGCAUCCACAUGCGGCGCAUCACCAUCAGCUGCAGCUGGAGCGGGAACGCAUCGAGGCGCUGCAUCGACAUGGCGGCAACGUGCCACUUGCUGCUGCUGCCGCCGCUGCUGCUGCGGCUGCCGCUGCUGCGGCUGCUGCUGGCCACAUGGAGGGGCACGAUGAACGAUCGCGUUCUCCCCUCGUUCUCCACUCCAUGGGCAACAGCAACAACAACAACAAUCUGAGUGGCAGCAGCAACAACAACAAUAACAAUAAUGGUAGCAACAACAACAACAAUGGCAGUGCUGGGGGCAUGCUACUUGGGGGCACGGGCAGCAGCAUCAGCGGCGAUCAGGCGAGCACCAUCGAUGACAGCGACAGCGACGAUUGCGGCGGCAAGGACGACGAUGGCGAGGAUAGUUUGAAGAAUGGCAAUGGCGCCAAUGGCGAUUCGCAUUUGGGUUUGUCGCUGAGCAAGAAGCAGCGCAAGGCGCGUACCGCCUUCACCGAUCAUCAGCUGCAGACGCUGGAGAAAUCCUUUGAGCGGCAGAAAUAUUUGAGCGUUCAGGAUCGCAUGGAGUUGGCCAACAAGCUGGAGCUGAGCGAUUGCCAGGUGAAGACCUGGUAUCAGAAUCGCAGAACCAAAUGGAAGCGCCAGACAGCCGUGGGAUUAGAGCUGCUCGCCGAGGCUGGCAACUAUGCGGCGUUUCAACGUUUAUACGGCGGUGCCACGCCCUAUUUGAGCGCCUGGCCAUAUGCGGCAGCCGCUGCCGCCCAGACGCCACACGGAGCGCCUCCCUCGGCCAUUGAUAUCUACUAUCGGCAGGCGGCAGCGGCGGCUGCGCUGCAGAAGCCUGCGCUGCCCGCCAGCUACAUGUAUCCCAGUCGGAUGCCACCGGGAAUGGGGCUGCCCGGCAUGCCGCCUCCUCCGGGUGCCACGCCCAUGCUGGGUGGCUACUAUGCGCCGGCGUUGGCGCCACAGCAACAACAGCCGCAGCGCGAACGAUCGCCCGCAACCAGCCAGAGCGCCAACAGCGAGGCGGAAUACGAACGCAGCAGCAGCAGCCGGCAGCGUUUGCAGACGCCGAGUCCGCCUCUGAAUCCGGGCAGUCCGCCACCUCGCAGAGAACAGACAGCGGAGGAGACGGCGCCAACAAAAACACCAACAACAUCAGCGGGUGCCGGGGAGCAGGAGGAACGCGGCGAAUUGGGUUCGCUGCCUGCGGUCGAUGUGGACGAGGAUGAGGAUGACGAGGAGCUGGCGCUGGACGUCUAAGGCGACCCAAGCAUGCGAGCUGGAUCUCAGACACAGGCGGAGGAAAGGGCAGAGCGGGGGUAAAUGUGGGGAUGGGGUCUGGGGGAGUGGCAAAAGACAAGUGAAAUGUGGGGAGAGAACAAAAGCCAGAAGAAAAGGAAGUGUGGAAGCGUAUGAGUGCCAAGGCAGUUGCAGCUGUGGAAAUUCAAUUGGAAGCUGGAAAGGUUGCAUGGAAGUGCAGAGUGGAGCCUGGAACUGGAAGUGCAGACUGGAAACUGGAAGUUGGAACUGGAACUAAGAACACAAUUGAUAUAUUCUAGUGUUAUUCGAAUGAAAUGUGAGCGAUAUUCCAGAUAUUACAACUGGAAAUAGACACGCGGAUCUUUUACUGUAAGUUCAACAGUUCCAACACAAAUGACAACUGAAUAGUGCAAUAAAAAUGCUCACUGCAAGUGCGACUGCAACAGAAUAUAUAUGAAAACUGGAAGUACAGACUGGCAACUGGAAUAAAACACAAAUGAUAUAUUCCAGUGAUAUUCCAACAAAAUGCAAGGGAUAUAUUGCAGCGACAUUUCACGAAUAUCCUGACUGAAAGUGCGACGGCAACAUAAAAGAAAUUUAUAGAUUCCACUGACAUUCCAGUUGCAUUUCCAUUAACUGGAAAUAAGGAUGCCGACUUUCUGUGAUUGAUCCUACACAAGCACAAGCUAAAUAUUCAGCUGACAUCCCAGUAUAAUUUCCAUAAAAUAUACAACUGGAAAACAAACGAAGAACACUUUGGCCAUCAUUGGAAUGGGAAUUUCAACUUGAUUAUCAGCUAAAGCUUGGCAACUUUUCUACUUCCAACUCAACUUGCAACUCAUUCGAAAAUCCACGCAAAACGUCUCCGCAAACACAAAUAUACAAAAAAAAUAUGAUUAACAUUAAUAUUAAUACACUUUUUUUUGUCUAAAUAAUACUUAUAUUUAAAACUAUUUAAAACGUAGCCU
Molecule: messenger RNA, 3233 nt
Organism: Drosophila nasuta
Lineage: Eukaryota; Metazoa; Arthropoda; Insecta; Diptera; Drosophilidae
Product: homeobox protein B-H2-like
Exons: 4
Coding region: 277-2265 (662 amino acids)
Biological process (GO): regulation of DNA-templated transcription
Molecular function (GO): DNA binding; DNA-binding transcription factor activity, RNA polymerase II-specific
Source: RefSeq, a predicted model, not a curated record